AUGUCUGCGUCCAUCUUCUUCAUCCUUUUCUUCACUUCAAUCUUCCUUGACAUAGAGGCCUCAAAUGGAAACUGCACACAUGGGACACCCGAUAUUCGAUUUCCUUUUCAAUUAAGAGGGCAUCAGCGUCAACACUGUGGUCACACUGGUUAUGAGCUUGACUGCAAGAACGGAACAACCAUAAUUCACUUCCCAUCCUAUGGUGAUUUGGUAGUGAAAUCCAUCUCUUAUGAUAUCAAAAAACUCGAUCUUAAUUACCCGAAGAAUUGUGUCCAUGAAGUUUAUCUUAACCUCAAUCUCUCCCUUACUCCAUUUCAGUAUUACCAUGCUGUGAAAGAGUACUCAUAUCUCAAUUGUUCAGUUAGGAUUUCACCUCCUUUGAUAGAAGUCCCCUGCUUAAGUGGCUCUGACUAUCACGUUUACACUGUGGACCCUUCUUUAGCUGUCCCAGAUUCUUGCAGUCUUGUAAAAACCAUUCCUAUUCCUUUUAUGUAUAGCCCUUAUCUCAGUGACAAUAGUUUCGGUCUCGGAUUAACUUGGAGCUUACUUGGCCAUGAAGAUUGUGAGGCAAAACAAGGCCAGAGUUCAUUGCAUCCUAAAAGAGAACAACAAACCUAA
Molecule: messenger RNA, 618 nt
Organism: Prunus mume (Japanese apricot)
Lineage: Eukaryota; Viridiplantae; Streptophyta; Magnoliopsida; Rosales; Rosaceae
Source: RefSeq, a predicted model, not a curated record